Molecule: messenger RNA, 822 nt
Organism: Prorocentrum cordatum
Lineage: Eukaryota; Dinophyceae; Prorocentrales; Prorocentraceae
Source: the annotation of a GenBank genome assembly
AUGAAGCUGGCUGGCUGUGGCAAUCAGGUGAAGAUUUUGGACUUUGGAUUGGCCUGCUUCUUGUGGGACACGGACGCUGCCACGUCAAAGGUGGGCAGCGUUGGAUACCUCCCCCCAAAGAUGUUCCACCCGGGCUUGCCGGCGCUGACGACCAAGGUAGACUGCUACUGCGCAGGGGCGCUCCUGUACAUGUGUCUGGCAGGCCAUGGGCCUUUCCACGGGCCUAACCAGAAGGAGACCCUGGCAAAGAACCCUCUGAACUCUGUAUGUCUGCAGGGCGUGGCCGGUUUUCCGAAAGGGGCGCGGGACUUGGUCCUCCAGCUGCUGUCCACAAAGCCAGAGGACCGCCCGACGGCGCGACAGUGCUUGCAGCACCCUUGGCUCGCCUGCGCCACGAAGGAGGCGCCUUCGCACGCAACCGCGCUGGCCCCUGGUUGCCUCCCGUGCUCCGCCCCCGCCCCGGGCAGUUGCUUCCCGGAAGCCUGCAGCACGGCGGUGCCGGCCCGCACGGACCAGUGCGGGGCGCACUCCUCGAGCCGCGAGGACUUCUCCUCGCGAGAGUCUACGCCCCCCAGCUCCAGCGCGUCCACGACCUCCCUGACAGCAGUCACGCUAGGGAGGCUGAGCUCCAACAGGAGCACCAGCCUCGAGAGCGUCGGAUUCGGCGCGCACCGCGCCCCGGCGGCCGCCCUGCUGCAGGUGCCCGCGCGCAUGCGCUGGGCGUCCGCGAGAGGCUCCGGCGCCCUCGCGGCGCGGACGUUGCGACAGCAGGGGGGGGGCGAGGUGGUCCGCAGGCUGCAGGGUCUCGGGGGGCGCCCCUGA